UGAAACUCAUCCGAAGAGUCCAACGGGCCUGGCGGCACCGCAGCUGCUUCUAGCGCAUCAGGGCGUUUACAGAAGAACUUCAUCCACUUCAAUUUGUCGCAGAAAACACUCAAAUCGGAUCUAUUUUUACUAUUUGAUGUUCCCAGUAGGUAACAUCAAAUAUAUUAUUAUUUAUUCCUUUUAAUAUAUUUUAACGGCAGCCAUGACUUCGAGCAGCGAGCCUGUGGAAAUAACUGGCAAUGAGCUGGUUCACGUACUGCGGACCCCCCGGGACCAGUUCAUGGUUCUGGACUGCAGACCCUUCCUCGACUUCUCUUUGGCGCACAUUUGCGAGUCUCGGAACGUCAACUGGAACUCCAUGCUGCGCCGCCGGUCCAAGAGCUCGGUGGUGGCUCUGGAGUGGCUCAUCCCGGACAAGGCGCUCCUGGGCCGGCUGCGGCGCGGGGACUUCGCCCUCGUGGUGGUGGUGGACGAGAGGAGCGCGUCGGCGGCGGAGCUCAAGUCGGAAAGCGUGGCCCAGAUGCUGCUCACGGCUCUGCUCAACGAGGUCCAGACGCACAUCUGCUUCCUGCGAGGUGGAUUUGAGGGCUUUUCGGAGACCCACCCAGAGCUCUGCUACACCUCUGCCAGCAGCCGCCUGUCUACGGUGGAGCCAGAACAAACAGCGAUGGGUCGAACAACACCCACAUACGAUCGGGACGGUCCGGUGGAGCUGCUCCCCUUCCUGUUCCUGGGCAGCGCCCUUCACUCGGGCCGCAGGGAGAGCCUGGCGGCGGCGGGCAUCACGGCCGUGCUCAACGUCUCCUCCACCUGUCCCAACGUGUACGAGGGCGAGCUGCAGUACCUGCGGCUCACGGUGGAGGACAGCCUGGGGGCCGACAUCCGGGCCUGCUUCCCCGCGGCCAUCGCCUUCAUCAACUCGGUGCAGCAGAGCGGCGGGCGCGUGCUGGUGCACUGCCAGGCGGGCAUCUCGCGCUCGGCCACCAUCUGCCUGGCCUACCUCAUGCACGCGCGGCGCCUCCGGCUGGACGAGGCCUUCAGCUUCGUCAAGCAGAGGCGCCACGUCAUCUCGCCCAACCUGGCCUUCAUGGGGCAGCUGCUGCAGUACGAGGUGGACAUCCUGUGCCAGGGCUGACGGACGGACGGACGGAGCGGGACGCGCUGAGACGGCCGGCGGAGCCGACGUCGGGGGAUGGGCUGGGUUUCGCGGGCUUCGCGCCCUGAGGUGGACCUGGUUCCCUACGCAUCAACCAGCGGCUGCUGAUGGGAACCCUCCUGAUACGUUUCAUGUUGUGACUCUGAGGUUCUGGACGGGGAGCGGCGCCGGGCCGUCUGGCACGGCCUCCGCCGGCGCCUCGCGCUGAUGUGCCUGAUCGACAGUAAGGGCUCCGUUCGAGUCCUUCAUUCACUGUGACGCGACACGUCUCGUUAUGAGACAACACUGUGCUAACGACUGGAAGCUACAGUCAGUGUGUAGCAAUAAGGUGAAUCAUUCUGUACCCUGAGAUCAACGACCUGCAGUGCACUCAAACUGAAAGUAGUGGUUUUAUCAUGUAAAUAUAGUUAUUUAUUAUAUCAGUGUUGUUAUUAUUGGCGUUUGCACUUUACACCAGUGAGUUUGUCUGAUUCCUGCUGUUUUCCACUGAAAUAAACACGUGCUGGACAACGAG
This is a messenger RNA of Betta splendens (Siamese fighting fish), 1670 nucleotides long. It is a transcript of the gene dusp2, whose product is annotated as dual specificity phosphatase 2. Gene Ontology annotation, molecular function: MAP kinase tyrosine/serine/threonine phosphatase activity; protein tyrosine/threonine phosphatase activity. The transcript is spliced from 4 exons. The coding region runs from base 203 to 1135 and encodes 310 amino acids. Gene Ontology annotation, cellular component: cytoplasm; nucleus. NCBI's taxonomy places the organism in Eukaryota, Metazoa, Chordata, Actinopteri, Anabantiformes, Osphronemidae. Gene Ontology annotation, biological process: endoderm formation; protein dephosphorylation; negative regulation of MAPK cascade. The record is from RefSeq and is a predicted model, not a curated record.